Molecule: messenger RNA, 1971 nt
Organism: Aspergillus alliaceus
Lineage: Eukaryota; Fungi; Ascomycota; Eurotiomycetes; Eurotiales; Aspergillaceae
Product: GMC family oxidoreductase
Exons: 1
Coding region: 1-1971 (656 amino acids)
Molecular function (GO): flavin adenine dinucleotide binding; oxidoreductase activity, acting on CH-OH group of donors
Source: RefSeq, a predicted model, not a curated record
AUGAGGUAUUCUGUGCUAGGAGCUACGGCCCUAGUUGCCGCUGAGGCUCUGGCCUCAGAUCAUUAUCAGGCACCAUUCCAAGCGCAUAACGAUAAGGAUAGCUUUCAUGCUAGAAUACGCGAAGGAAUCUUCACAGACGACAGUAGAGACAUCACACCCGGGAUAAUCAGUGAUCCGCUCAAAGUCGCCAACAAGACAUACGACUAUGUUAUCGCAGGUGGCGGUCUCACCGGCCUCACACUCGCCGCCCAGCUCCUUGAGACGCCCAAGGCAAACUUUACAGUCCUAAUCAUCGAAAAUGGUUUCUACGGUUCCCAGCACGGUCCCAUAAUAGACGACCUCAACACCUACGGCCAGAUCUUCGGCAGCAGGGUGGACCAUGCCUAUGAGACCACUGUGCAGCCGGUGAACAACCGCGCCCAGAUCAUGCGAUCUGGAAAUGGCCUGGGUGGGUCGACUCUGGUGAACGGAGGGACGUGGACGCGUCCACAUAAAGCCCAGCUCGACUCCUGGAGUACGGUAUUCGGUAACACCGAGUGGUCGUGGGACAAACUAGUACCAUACAUGAACUCCAUCGAGAAGCCACGGGAUCCAACGGACCUAAGAUACAACAUCACCCCCGGCUCUUGGCAUCAUUUUGAUCCUAAAUGCCAUAACCAGGAUAAUUUCACCGGCCGGGUGCAUGUUGGUGCUCGUGAUCGUGGUUCGGACCGUGGCUGGUCGCCGGUUAUCCCGGCUCUUAUGUACACUGUCAACCAGACCUACCCGCAGGUGUCGAACCAAAAGGAUCUCUGCUGCGGAGAUCCCCAUGGUGUGUCUAUGUUUAUGAAUACUUUGUCUCCUGGGCAGGUUCGAGCGGACGCUGCCAGGUCCUGGUUGUAUCCGGUGGUGGCAAAUGAGACCACGAGACAUCGUGUCACCGUUCUGACCGGUCACAUGGCUGGAAAGGUUCACCUUCAGAAGAAAAACGACCCCAGCUCUGGCGCAAAAUACAAAGCCACAGGCGUCGAAUUUGGCGUCCACAAUCAAGAUGGCUGGAAGUGGGAUGUCACUGCCGAACAGGAGGUUCUUGUCGCUUCCGGCUCGGCCAUCUCCCCUCUCAUCCUUCAAUAUUCCGGCAUUGGGACCAGGGACGUGCUCGAUAGCGUAGGCAUCGCACAGAAAGUGGAUCUCCCAGUCGGCCUGAAUCUGCAAGAGCAAACCAACACAAAUCUCAGAACAGAAGUGGUGCCUAAGGGGAACGGGCAGGGUCAAGCGGCCUACUUCGCCGCGUUCGAGGAGGUCUUUGGCCCCGACGCGAUGGAGUACAAGGGUAUCCUCAACAACCAUGAGAACCUCAAAAAGUGGGCAGACGAAACCGUCAGCGGCGGCGGCUUUCACAACAAAACGGCACUCCUUCUCCAGUACCAGAACUACCAAAAGUGGCUCCUGGAGGACAAUGUCGCCUACGCCGAACUGUUCCUAGAUACAGACAACAGGAUCAAUUUUGACCUGAUGAACUUUAUCCCAUUCACUCGCGGGUAUGUGAAGAUUCUCAACAAGGAUCCUUACCUCCGCAGCUUCGAAUUUAACCCCCGAUUCUUCGAGAAUGAGCUGGACGUUGCGGGCCAAGCUGCGGUCUCCAGACUUGCGCGUAACUUGACUAGGUCCUAUAACAUGACAGAGUUUGCUGGUAAGGAGGUUGUCCCCGGUGAUCUGCUGAAGAUGGAUGCUACUUUGGAGGACUGGAAGCACUACGUGAAGCAAAAUUUCCGUGCCAACUAUCAUCCAGUGGGCACCUGCUCAAUGAUGGCCAAGGAGCUUGGUGGUGUGGUUGAUCAAAAUGCCCGAGUAUACGGUGUGGACAGGCUACGUGUUGUGGAUAGCUCUAUCCCUCCUACCCAGCUGUCUUCCCACGUUAUGUCGGUGUUCUAUGGCAUGUCUGUGAAGAUUGCGGAGGCUGUUAUUGACGCCUACCAACAUGAAAAGUAA